GGCUGAGAAUAGGGACUAGAGACGGCAGGGCUGGGCAGUCCACUGCCCUUUCACUGGCGGCCUCCCUGAAACGUCCGUGGAGAGAGGCCAGCGAGUUGCCAUAGAAACAGUUUGGGGCGAGGCUGACGCAAGGGCAACGGGAAGAGGAUAGAAGUGAUUGGUAGCUACUCGUAUCUCGUCGUCAUUGGCUUCUCAUUAGCAAGUGCGCAGUAGGAGGAAAAAGUUCUAGAGAAGGCCGAAGAAGGGUGGCCGAUGAGGAAAUGGAAUAAUUCCUCUUUCGCUCUAGAGAAGGCCGAAGAAGGGUGGCCGAUGAGGAAAUGGAAUAAUUCCUCUUUCGGUUCCGUGCUGCUCAGGCUUCUGGGAAAUGGAGCCCCAGCGGGGCUUGGGGCCGAGUUAGAGGAAGUUGGCAGCGCCAGCACGCCCUUGUCAAGCCCAGCGGAGGGUGCGCGCGCAGCACCUUCGCCUCUCCCGGAAGUUUACGCUGGGCAACUGAAAAGGCUGUUGUCUCGAUGGAGUUUCCAAGGACUAGACCCUGAGUCCACAAAGCAUGAUCUCCUUCUGUCCAGUCUGUGGCAAAGGUGUCAAAGGAUCAUUCAAGUUCUGCCCAUUCUGUGGCAAUUCCCUGCCUGUAGAGGAGCAUGCAGAAGCUCAGACUGGCCUUUCGCCUCCUGGGUCAUCCUUCCAAGGCGCAAGGAGAGGGCUGAACUCCAGUUCUGAAACCUCUCCCAAGAAAGUGAAAUGGUCGCCCACUGUCACUUCUCUUCCACCCUCUGUCCGUUCUGGCUGUGGCAGUUCUGACUCUGAAGAAUCCUUUAAUUCUCCUGAGAGAGCCACAGGUACCUGGAGCAGACCCCUGACCCCCAGAGGCAGUCCCCAAUUGUCCAGGCGAAGUCCUCAGACACUGAAGCGGAGCCGGAUGACCACCAACCUCCAGGCUUUGCCCACAGGGACAAAACUGACAGACAAGAAAGGACAGCUCUGGACACUGGGGGCCCUCCAGACCCGGGAUGACCAAGGCAUUCUCUAUGAAGCUGAGCCCACUUCUGCCCUCCCCUGUGAAUCAAGGACUGAGAAGUAUAGAUUCUCACUCAAGCUGGACUCCAAGGAUGGGCGCCUUUUCAAUGAGCAGAACUUCUUUCAGAGGGCAGCCAAGCCUAUGCAAGUGAACAAGUGGAAGAAGCGAUGCUUGGUUCCGCUCCUGGCCAUCCCCACCUGUGUUGGCUUUGGCAUUCACCAGGACAAGUACAGGUUCCUGGUGUUCCCCAGCCUGGGGAGGAGCCUUCAGUCAGCCCUGGAUGACAACCCAAAGAAUGUGCUAUCAGAGAAGUGUGUGCUGCAGGUGGCCUACAGGCUGCUGGAUGCUCUGGAGUUCAUCCAUGAAAAUGAGUAUGUUCAUGGGAACCUGACGGCUGGAAAUGUCUUUGUGAAUCCCAGGGAUCUAAGCCAGGUGACCCUGAUGGGCUAUGGCUUCACCUUCCGCUACUGCCCGGGUGGCAGACAUGUGACCUACAAAGAAGGCAGCAGGAGCCCCCAUGAGGGAGACCUGGAGUUCAUUAGUGUGGACAUUCACAAGGGAUGCGGGCCCUCUCGCCGUAGUGACCUCCAGACCUUGGGCUACUGUAUGCUCAAGUGGCUUUGUGGGUCUCUGCCAUGGACAAACUGCCUUCCCAACACCGAGGAGACCACUAGGCAGAAGCAGAAGUAUCUGGGCAGCCCUGAGCUUUUCGUGGGACUGUGUGGCCGCUGGAACAGGGUCUCAGAGGCCCUGCAGGAGUACCUGAAGGUGGUGAUGGCCCUCAGUUACGAGGAGAAGCCGCCUUAUGCCACGCUGAGGAAUAAUCUAGAAGCCCUGCUGAAGGAUCUGCGGGUGUCACCCUAUGACCCCCUGGACCUCCAGAUGGUGCCUUAGGUGGAAUCCAGGCUUCUGACUUGCAGUUGAACUCGAACAUGAAGUAGUGUGUCCCAGCUGUUUGAUCCCAUUCGCUCCUGAAAACCCUUUGAAUGUGCUUCUCCCCGCCCCUCAGUGUCGGGGGACCUGAGUCAUCUCCCAUAAUGUGAAACAUCCUCAUCCCUCCGCAGUUGUGGGUGGAGGUGACUGGGUGCUGGUGGCAGCAGUGGCCACUCCCUAGGGCCCUCCUUCCACGGGCAUUCCAUAAUAAACUUUUAAUCAACA
Microtus oregoni (creeping vole) is the source of this 2173-nucleotide messenger RNA. It is a transcript of the gene Vrk3, whose product is annotated as VRK serine/threonine kinase 3. Gene Ontology annotation, cellular component: cytoplasm; nucleus. The record is from RefSeq and is a predicted model, not a curated record. NCBI's taxonomy places the organism in Eukaryota, Metazoa, Chordata, Mammalia, Rodentia, Cricetidae. Gene Ontology annotation, biological process: signal transduction; peptidyl-serine phosphorylation. Bases 548 to 1909 code for a protein of 453 amino acids. The transcript has 15 exons. Gene Ontology annotation, molecular function: ATP binding; protein serine/threonine kinase activity.